GGUUCUCUGUGAGCUUCCCGGAAUUAGGCGCGAUAUAUGGCGUUCGGUUGAAGCUUUUGUCGGACGGCAUUCAAGUUACAAUGCCCUAGUGUUUCUUCUCUGUUAGAUUGGUAGAUGCCUCGCUAGUAGAAGCUCUUCGUCUCUGUUUGAGUGGUUAAGCCGCUCAUCUUGCUCGACUUUUUCUUCGGAUUGUAUCCCGACGCAGAUGCUGUGUAUAUGCCGUGUCCGCUGUUAUAAGAGUUCAGAAAGAAGUGAAGGCCAUGGCGUGCCAUUGUUUGUUGCAUCAUAGCAUACAGCCAUUUUGGAGAGGUGUUUAUGGACUGAGAGACUUUUUCGUGGGAAGCGGAGGGGCGGGAAGAAAGUUAAGGCUCAGGGGAUCAAAGGUCCGCUAUUGGUAUAACUCAACUGGUCUAUCCAUGAAUUCCUCUUGGCAUGCAUCGAUCAGGGAUUAUUGUCAGAGGCCUAUUGUUGUGGAUUCAGGUUCAUCAAGGCUUGUCAAGGCAACACCUUUACUGGGCUGCUCACGUGCGCUUUCUGAGGAUGAAAAAAAGUCAUUGAAAAACAUACCCCCUAAUUUUGCUAAACAGGGGAACCAGACCAUUAAACCUGAUUCUUUAAACAAUCGUGUGAUGUUUGUCGAUGGAACUUCGAUAUUGUAUAGGUCAUAUUAUAAACUUUUGGCUAGACUACAUCAUGGCCAUUUAGAGCAUGCGGAUGGCAAUGGAGAUUGGGUUUUAACCAUAUUCACAGCCUUGUCAAUGCUGCUGGACGUGCUGGAAUUUGUUCCAUCUCACAUUGCGGUGGUAUUUGAUCAUGAUGGAUUUUCAUUUGAUCAGACUACUGCCAUGCCAUUCAAAGAAAAAUACGUGUCAAAAGGAUUGACUUUUCGGCACAUGCUAUAUCCAUCUUACAAGGGAAACCGCAUACCCACACCUGAUACUGUUAUUCAAGGUCUUCAAUAUUUGAAAGCGUCCAUUAAAGCUAUGUCCAUUAAAGUAAUUGAGGUUCCAGGAGUUGAAGCUGAUGAUGUCAUCGGUACUUUGGCUGUAAACAGUGUUUCUGCCGGAUUCAAGGUUAGAAUUGUUUCCCCUGACAAGGAUUUUUUUCAAGUUUUAUCACCCUCAUUACGCCUACUUCGAAUAGCUACACGUGGAUCAGGGAUGGUUUCUUUUGGAUUGGAAGAAUUUGCUGAAAAAUAUGGCACGCUUAACCCAUCUCAAUUUGUUGAUGUCAUUUCACUUGCUGGUGACAAAUCUGACAACAUUCCAGGAAUUGAAGGCAUUGGAGAUGCUAGUGCUAUAAAACUAAUCACUAAAUUUGGAAAAAUUAAAAAACAAUAAAAAUCAGUGCUGAAAACUGAUGCUGUAAUUUCUGAUGUGGUAAUCUUUAUGUCGGAUGGCUAUAGAUCUUUGACAGUUCAAAAUCCAAUCAUUGUAAUGAAUU
Messenger RNA from Dendrobium catenatum, 1443 nucleotides. Its product is annotated as DNA polymerase I-like. The annotation marks the transcript as partial. Gene Ontology annotation, molecular function: 5'-flap endonuclease activity; DNA binding. The record is from RefSeq and is a predicted model, not a curated record. The transcript is spliced from 13 exons. NCBI's taxonomy places the organism in Eukaryota, Viridiplantae, Streptophyta, Magnoliopsida, Asparagales, Orchidaceae. Gene Ontology annotation, biological process: DNA replication, Okazaki fragment processing.